UAUCGAAAUUCAAAGGAGAGAGAAGGUCAAGAUCAAAACGAUGGACAGAUCGUGGUUUCUACAGAAAAGAAAAAGGAAGUGUCCUAACGUGACCAGGUAAACGCCACCCACAAACUCUCUCCAUUUCUCCUUCUUUUCUCUCUUUCAUUUUUUAUUUCAAAACGCGUUUCCAAAUAGUGAUUGUAAAAACCAGAUAUUCAAAUCUCUUUAAAUGCAUUCUACGAGUUGAGAGGAAGAAAUAAUAAAAUAGCCUUCUGUUCUCUUUUUUCCUCUGCAACCUUCCUUUCUCCUUCUCUGAAAACUGAGAUAUAUACUACUCUCCUUCUCCAAUUCAACAUCUUUCUGAUUGUUUUCUCAGUUUUCUGUUUUUGGAGUUGUUUGGACUGAGUCCUGAAAACAUAGAUUUUUCCUUCUUUUCUAUGUCCUGACUGUUGCCUGACUAUCGAUCUUUGCUCUAUUUCAGUAUGCUGUUUCUGGGUUUUUUGGAGCUGGUUAGAAUAAGGUCUGGAAACGAAAAUACAUAGCUUGGUACUGAUUUUUGGCUGUCAUUUUUGCAUUUUGAAGUUUGUAUCUAACAAGCUCUGAGAGCAGAGGAUCGAAGCAAGAAGAAGAAGAAGAAGAAGAGACGAUGAUUUUCUCGAAGAUUUUGGUUUUCUUGAAGACGAUGGUUCUUCUAUUCGUUUUCUACGGUUUCAGCACCGCCGCGAUUUAUAACAAAAGCGCGGCAGGAUCCCCUGAAUCUCUCCUUCAUGGAAUCGAACUCCCCCAACACCCAAGCUUCAAUUCAGUCGCUUCUUCUUCAAUAGACACCGGCUGUCGCGUCGGAACGACGGAGACUCGGAAGCUAGAAUUGCCGGAAGCAAAAAAACAGAGAGAUGAUGACAAGCAAGAAGAAGAUAUGAUGGGGCUACCAUCUAAACCGGCGUUGAAACUUCACCUGAAGCACAGGUCAGAGAAUCCCGAAUCGAAAAUUGACAAGAAAGAAUCGCUGAUGGUGUCGGCCCACGGAGACCUGACCAGAAUUCAAACGCUCCAUAGAAGGAUUACAGAGAAGAAGAAUCAGAACAGAGUGUCGCGGAUAACAGAGCCGAGGCUUGCAUCGACGGCCUCAAAGCUAUUGCCGAACAAAGCCGCAGAAAAGGUACUCGGCCCCGCCAGCCAAUUGGUGGCGACGCUGGAAUCCAGCGUCAGCCUCGGUUCCGGCGAGUAUUUCAUGGAUGUUUUUGUGGGGACCCCGCCCAAGCAUUUCUCUCUGAUACUCGACACCGGCAGCAAUCUCAAUUGGAUCCAAUGCCUCCCCUGCCAUGAUUGCUUCGAGCAGAACGGCCCGCCUUACAACCCUCAGGACUCUUCGUCCUAUCGCAAUGUCAGCUGCCGUGAUCCCGGCUGCGAGCUGGUGUCGUCGCCGGCCCCACCGCAGCCGUGCAAAUCAGAUAACCAGACAUGCCCGUACUUCUACGGGUAUGGGGAUCGGUCCAACACCACCGGCGAUUUCGCUCUCGAGACCUUCACGGUCAACCUCACCUCGCCGACUGGGCAGCCCGAGUUCCAGCAGGUCGAGAAUGUCAUGUUCGGAUGCGGGCAUUGGAAUCGAGGCCUCUUCCAUGGCGCAGCUGGUUUACUGGGGCUCGGGCGCGGCCCGCUCUCCUUCUCCUCUCAGCUCCAUGUUUGCUGGAAUUCUACAACAUUGUUCAUCAGUUUUAAUAUAUCAAUUUAG
This is a messenger RNA of Magnolia sinica, 1717 nucleotides long. RefSeq names its product aspartyl protease AED1-like. Lineage: Eukaryota; Viridiplantae; Streptophyta; Magnoliopsida; Magnoliales; Magnoliaceae. Gene Ontology annotation, molecular function: aspartic-type endopeptidase activity. The coding region runs from base 629 to 1717 and encodes 362 amino acids. The transcript has a single exon. The record is from RefSeq and is a predicted model, not a curated record. Gene Ontology annotation, biological process: proteolysis.